Molecule: messenger RNA, 1194 nt
Organism: Hydatigera taeniaeformis
Lineage: Eukaryota; Metazoa; Platyhelminthes; Cestoda; Cyclophyllidea; Taeniidae
Source: the annotation of a GenBank genome assembly
AUGGCUAGGAGUGGACGUAGAGCCCUCUGUCUCCUUACCAGUAUUCUACUAAUCGCGCUGGGUGGCGUGUUGACUUUAACUCUAUUUGACAAAACCUCGAAAUGGCGGUUUGCCGGCAGUGACGGUGGAAAUGAAAGCGAGAAGGCGAAGCAGGUGGCCCUCGUAUCAGAGCUCCAGGCCUUGGCCCAAUUGGCCAAUAGGACAGUGGAAGAGUUUGCCAUGGAAGUGUUGGCUCAGCAGGAUAGAAUAAGGUCUACGUUUUGUGCCAACGGUAGUACCGCGGCUGAAACUCCGCUUGAAUUCUGCGAGGAGGCGUGUACAGCAUCCGAGCAGCCCCGUGUACUUAUGGUCUUUCCCAUCAGGGAUCGUUGGGAGCUGUUAAGGUCACUUUUAAGGAAACUUUUGCCCCUACUUAAUCGACCAACUGUCUGCACUUUCAUUGCUAUCGUUGAACAGACGGAUGCCCUUGCAUUCAACAAAGGCCUGCUGAUGAACGCUGCUGCGAUGGAAAUGAGCAAACGAGUGCCUUUCGACUGCAUCAUCUUCCACGAUGCGGAUUUGGUACCCGUCGAUGGUGAUGAAGUGUACUACGAGUGCCCCUCUUAUCCUCGCCACUUAACUGUGAAAGUCGACAAGUUUCGAUACAGGAAAGUGGUGAUAAUUAUUACUUUUACAAAAGUAUUGACAAGUACUCCCAUACUCAUCUACUCCCACCUUGACAAGUGCCUGCAACUCUUUGCUUUGAUUGGAGAUCUGCCAUAUCUGAAUCUAAUCGGUGGGAUUCUGGCUCUCCCGCUGCAGCAUUUUUUGAGAGUAAAUGGGUUUUCUAACAUGUUCUGGGGCUGGGGUGCUGAAGACGACGAUAUGUUUGAAAGGUUAUCCUUUCUAGGCAUUCCUAUCACUAGACCAAUGGUGAAUCCAACAAGGUACACUAUGCUGCCACAUCGAAGUAGUGAAAGACUAGACGCCUGGAGAACGAUUGUACUGUUAAAAAUGGCCCUCAGGCGAUACCGACUUGAUGGCCUCAACUCCGCACAAUACAGAACAAUAAGAACGAACCUGACUACCACUUGCGAUGUGAUCGGCGAAAACCGAUCGGAGUGCCGCUUUGGAAAGAAAUACAUUAUGCAUCUUCUUAUUGACCCUCAACCAAUAACAGCACCCAAUGUGAAUAUAUUCUAUAAUAAACAUUGA